Messenger RNA from Mizuhopecten yessoensis (Yesso scallop), 4193 nucleotides. Its product is annotated as ubiquitin-conjugating enzyme E2 Q2-like. The coding region runs from base 109 to 1077 and encodes 322 amino acids. Lineage: Eukaryota; Metazoa; Mollusca; Bivalvia; Pectinida; Pectinidae. The record is from RefSeq and is a predicted model, not a curated record. The transcript is spliced from 9 exons.
CUUGCUUGUGUUGAUUUCUUGCAACACGACAUGAAAAGGGAAGGCGAUAGCGACACCCGACUAACAGAAUACGUUUUCGUUUGACGAUCUGUUUGAUUUCUGGAAAAUAUGGAGUUCCCACAACUGCUUAUAUCAUCAGAAGCUUGGUCAGAAAAAAGCGGAUCAAAAUUCAAAGUUUUAUCUUCUGACGAGGAAGAGAAAAAAGUCUUAUUCCAUGUACCCGAUACAGAAAUAACCUUCCACUUGUCCAUAUGCGACAUUUCUGAAGAUAAAACAAAAUUGAUGGUGUGGAGUAACAAUGACAAUGUGCUGCCUUACUUAAACGAUGUACAGGAAUUCACGGAGUCAUGUAAACCUGUUCAUGUUGUUCUAGACAAAGUCGACACGUGUCUUAAACCAUUGGUGACAACAGCCUUGGCUGAUGACGAUGAUGAGGAUGAAGGUUGUGGAUCAGAUGACAACGAUGACUAUGGUGCCUACUACGACAAUGAAGAUUUAGAUGCAGAUCAAGAAGAAGUCCCCAAAGUAAAGGAAGCCAGCAGUGAAGAUGAAGAUGAGGAGAAUUUUUUUGGUGCCCAGGGAACACCAGGAGCUGUACAGAGACUCCUCAGAGAUUUAAAAGGAAUGAAAGAAUCCUAUAAAUUUGGAAUUGAAGGACGACCAAGGGGAGAUAAUCUGUUUAUUUGGGAUGUAAAAUUGAAGGAUUUCCCCCCAGAAUCAAAGUUAGGAAAAGAUCUUCAAAAUUUUGCUGAUAAAUUCAAGAGAGAGCCAGCUGUCUACAUAGAGAUGCAUUUCCCUGGGGAAUAUCCAAUGAAGCCUCCAUUUGUUAGAAUUUUGCGUCCCAGAUUUAAAUUUUUAACAGGCCAUGUGACCAUAGGUGGCAGCAUCUGUAUGCAAAUGUUGACAAAUUCUGGUUGGACACCCACAAAUGAUAUAGAGGCCAUCCUUGUUCAGAUACGAUCAGAGAUUAUGAGUGACCCGAAUGCCCAGCUUGAGAGGAGCGACUCCGAUCGGCCCUACGGAGAACAAGAAGCCAGAGACGCAUUCACUCGCAUGGUGAAAAGAUACGGAUGGUGAAAAGAAAAUGUUUGAAAGUGUUUGUUAUACGAAAACAAAUUCUUGUUUAAGACUUACCAGUAAGAAAUACAUUCCCAGUCAUAGUUGUACCACUGAUUACUCGUCCUAUCGAUUACAGCUGUCUCUCACUUCAACUGUAUUCUGAUACAUGGACUGUGUCUCAUGGAGAGGGUGUUUCACCUUGUUAUAAGACGUUUAUAGGCCUCCUAGUGGUUAUAAUGAGGCUUCACCAACAUUUAGCGUGGAUGUGUUGUAUAUUUAUAUCGUAGACUUCACCGCGAUCAAACUGGGAGUACAUAAACUUUCUUCUAUAAAGGGAAUCCAUUAAAAUAAUAAGUGAUUUUUUAAGUAUUCACUUCAGGAUGAGAGAUAGUAGAAAGUGAUUCAUUCUUUGAUGUCGGGAUACGUAGUAAAAACACAUUACAAUAAUUAUUCUUUGAUGUCGGGAUACGUAGUAAAAACACAUGACAAUGAUUAUUCUUUCAUGUUGGGAUACAUAGCAAAAACCCAUGACAAUGAAUAUUCAUUGAUGUUGGGAUACAUAGUAAAAACAUAUCACAAUGAUUAUUCUUUGAUGUCGGGAUACAUAGUAAAAACACAUCACAAUAAUUAUUCUUUGAUGUCAGAAUACAUUGUAAAAACACAUGACGAUGAUUAUUCAUUGAUGUCGGGAUACAUAGUAAAAACACAUCACAAUGAUUAUUCUUUGAUGUCGGGAUACAUAGUAAAAACACAUGACAAUGAUUAUUCUUUGAUGUUGGGAUACAUAGUAAAAACACAUCACAAUGAUUAUUCUUUGAUGUCGGGAUACAUAGUAAAAACAUAUCACAAUGAUUAUUCUUUGAUGUCGGGAUACAUAGUAAAAACACAUUACAAUGAUUAUCUACACAAGUAUUGGCAAACACAUGCACAUUCUAACUGGUAGAUACUGUAAACCAUUCACAUGUAUAUAUAAUGUAUAUUUUAGCAGAACUCCGGAUAUCAAAUUCUUCUACAGGAUUUUUGAGCAAUGAAUUUUGUACAAAGCAGAUAAGUCAAUUAUCCUUCCUAUUCUAUUGUUACAGACUGUUGCAAGCAAUAGAGUCUGUGUAAAAAACAUCACAACAAAUUGUAUACAGUAAACACAUUGUCACUGCUUCCAUGGGUCCAUCCAGUUGUCAAAAAAGAUAUGUACAAGAUCUCUCAACAGACCCUUUGGAUGUGGUUAGGAAAAAAUAAGAAUGUCCAAGUUAAAACGUUUUAUAGUUCCGGGGCCAGCUGUUUCUCACAUCGUUGAUUAUGAUGUGGAUGCCCUGUACUAGAUAGUGCAUGUAGUACAUAUAUAUGUACAUCCCCAGAUAUUGCUUGUCAAUGUAUAAAUUGUUUGUAUGUCAAUCUCAUUUUUUGGUGAAUUUCAAACAUUUCAUUGAACUUUUCAUGAAAAUAUUCAGUUUGAUGAGUAAAGAUAUAUUUUUGUUAAAUACCAAAGAUAAGUAAAAUGUAAACGUCCAUUUUUAUAUAAAGUUUCUGGUUUUCCUCAACGACAGUAUUUUAUACACAGAAUUUUAGAAUUUUUGUGCUGUUAACUGUACUUGUUUUGAUUUACAGUUCAAUAAGGUACUGUACAUGACAGUUGUAACAGUAAUAGACUACGUUGUAUGGCUAACGAUAUUGGUAGACUUACAAUAUAGGUAAUAUCCUCACUGCAUGAAAGAGUAGGAGUUUGCUGUCAUGUUCACAAAUGAUUCCCUCCAAAUUGUAUCAAUGGUAAACCCUUUCACCGCUGUAGACCAUAAUGAACUCAUCCAUAUCAAUACAUGGUAGAGUCUACUAACGUUACAUAGGGGUGAAAUGGUUAAUGAAUGAAUAGGGUAGUGAGUGUCUAGCUAGCUAUUUUUGUAUUGGUUGUUUUAUAAUUGUACAAAUGUAUUGUUGAUCAUCGUUAUUUUGCUUUCUGUUAUUGUUAAUGAUAAGAUCCAUACCCCAAACACUGAGAAAAAAUAUUCUUAUGGAGGUGUAGAUAUUUUUGUCUAGAAUGUGAGGCUGUAUUUUUCACUUCUGUUAUAGAGGUCAUGUUACAUGUAUAGAGGUCAUGUACUGGUAAAAUAUAUCAUGCAAAUUUUAAUUCGGGUUGUCAAACCAGACUAAUUUGAGUAACUGGUUACUCAAAAAAUCUCCCAACUGAUUAGCUGUUUAAUCGGUCAAUUUGUCAAUCAAAUAAUUAGCUACAAAUACAUAAAUGUCGGACUAUUUCGUUAUUGAUUUCAGUAAAAGGUCCGAGUAACUGGUUAACUAGCUAAAUAUCGACAAUCUCUUAAUUUUAAGGGAAUUGGAAUUACUAGCAAGUUUGUAAUUUGAUAAAUCGAGUUUUAUAUGUGUCUGUACAGGUAAUACGAACAAAAAGUGUAUGACUUUAAGGCAAAAUUGAUCGCCAAGUGCUGGUUUUUUUUUUUGCAUUAAAUCAGUUGCAGGUAUUUUGUGUCCAAAUGUUAAGAGUCUGGAUUUGAGGAUUUGUUUUAUGUUUAAGAAUGAUGUCAUUGAAUGUCAUUAAAUUAAAAAUAGACUGUUAUCUCAAUAUUUUAUAACAUGAAACAUUUAUGGAUGUUUCCUUUUGCUGUAAAUAUUACAUCAACAAACAACUCAGUUGAUACGAACGAUUCCUGUCCACCGCUACAAUUGUACGCUAGUUAAAUUAUUCAAUGCACAAUUAUCCAUGAUAGCAUGGUAACCAAGACAACUUCAAAAGAAUUACAAUGUAAAAGUUUCAUGUGAUACAGUAAAGUAUUGGGAUAAUUGUAUACCUGUGUUUAAAAUAUACGGAGCUGUACUUAAUGCGUGAUGGAAUGAGAGUGAAAGAUAUAAACAGUCGAAGUCAGUUCUUAUUAUUAGUUUGUUUACAUGUUGUCUUGUCUGUAUCUCUAUUAGUUAGGUCAGAUGUGCAAUUGUGAGUUAGCCCUUUACGAGAAGUGUAAUUGUGCCGAAAAUAUCCGUUACUGUUGUAGCUGACUGUUAAGCACUGAAUGAGUGAUUUAUUAUGGUAUCAAGUACAACAUAAUUGAUUGUGUUGACAUUUGUACAUUAUUAUUAAUAUUAAAUAUGACGGUUGAUACAUUGGAAAUAAAUUAUUUCAAAAUAUU